This is a messenger RNA of Fusarium sp. VM40, 1878 nucleotides long. NCBI's taxonomy places the organism in Eukaryota, Fungi, Ascomycota, Sordariomycetes, Hypocreales, Nectriaceae. The record is from the annotation of a GenBank genome assembly.
AUGGCCAUCCAAACGAAGGCCGCAAAGCUAUCCUCAGUCGCACUGAGGAUAAGCGCGUUCAUAUUCUUCAGACUUUUCCCUGCACACUUUGCCUCAGUUGCAUUUGCACUAUUCGCAAUCUAUGUUCCAUCAUACAUUGCGAGCUACUUCACAAAGCCAGGCAUUGGUGUCCUCAAGGAUGAGGUCGAUGUCACUCUCAAGGAGUCCACCAUCACAUCUGAAACCCCCCUAUUGACCGAGGAUGGUGUCGCAGUCGUACCUGAGCCUGAAGUGGUCACAGAUAUUGUCGCUAUCAAGGAGAACAUUGUUGUUGGAGAAAAGAUUCCUAGCAUCACCAACAUCCUUCUGUCAGGAGGUCCCAGUUCUAAGCGCCCAAUUGCGUCUUUCUUGACCUUCCUCCUCAACUCUAUUCUCAUUGGUCUGACAGCUGAUGCUCUGUAUCGUGCACGAUGGUAUCAUCCUGCCAACGAUUUGUCUUUUGUUCGACUUGGAUAUGUGUCACCAUCAGAGGCCAGAUUCGUGAUUCGCGAGCCUGAUCAGCUGCAAAUGCCCAUCAUUUUUGAGUACCAGGUCAAGGAUGAUGAGCCAAAGUACGACACCAACUUGUGGCUCACCGCGGGUUUCAUUACUUCAACGGAUAACAGCACUGACUUCACCCAAACUCUUACGGUGCCUCUUGAUUCAGCAAAGCAGAUGACUUACGAGUGGAGGACCUCCAACCAUCACACAGGCGAGUUUCGCUCCGCCCCCAAGGCCGGAGAGAUGCCCAACACCAAGGACGGCCUGUUUACGUUCCUCUCCACCUCUUGCAUUCUCCCUCGCUUCCCAUACAACCCAUUGGAUCACGCUCUUGCUAUUCCUGGACUGAAGAAUCUGGCAAACUUGCUGCCCAAGUUGGACCCUCAAUUCAUGCUGUUCCUCGGAGAUUUCAUCUAUGUUGAUGUUCCUGAACGAUUUGGAAAGACUGCCGAGGAGUAUCGCAUGCAAUACCGACAGGUUUACGCUUCCCCCGAUUGGGCUUCUGUUGCUCAGAACUUGAGUUGGAUUCACGUCCUCGAUGACCAUGAGAUUUCCAAUGAUUGGUCCUCAAACACAACUGGAAUCUACAGCGCAGCUGUCGACCCUUGGCAUCUUUACCAGGCCAACGUCAACCCGCCGAUCUCUAAGUCUGCAGGCCCUCUCAACGUGAGACACAAUGCCACCUGGUACGAAUUCACUCAGGGACCAGCCAGCUUCUUCAUGAUGGAUACUCGCAGCUACCGCUCCAGCAACGAUGCUCCUUUCAACGCGACGGACAAGACCAUGCUAGGCAAGGACCAGUUGGUUGACCUCCUGGCAUGGCUGGCACGUCCUAUGCCGCAAGGAGUACGAUGGAAGUUUAUUGCUUCUUCUGUUCCAUUCACCAAGAACUGGCCCGUCAACGUCAAGGACACAUGGGGUGGUUUCCUUACUGAGAGAAAGCAAGUUCUUGAGGCUAUGUGGGAUUCUGGUGCACGAGGCACUGGCGUUGUCAUUCUGUCUGGUGAUCGCCAUGAGUUCGCCGCCACUAGAUUCCCGCCCCCUGUUGACUCGCGAUGGCCACAGUCCGCUGCUGCUCACGAAUUCUCUACAAGCCCCCUUAACCAGUUUGCUUUUCCCGUCCCUACAUACAAGCAGACAGAUGAUGAGGAUAUCUUGAUGAACUACAUCCCUGGAGGCCAGUCUAAGUUUGGUUCAUUCUCGAUCGAGAAAUCUGAGGAUGACAGAAGCUCGCUUCACUACACCCUAUUCAUUGACGGAAACGAGUCAUGGAAGACAACCGUUGAAGCUCCGGACUCUCCCGAGCCAGUUCCCGAGAUUGUUCCUCCUUCUUUCUGGGACAAGAUUAAGUUCUUUUAG